AUGACGCUAGAACAAGCACAUCCAGACGUGGCUCUUCCUUUGGUCGUACAUUCCGUGGCUACUUACGUUCCUUCAUCUACGCGCAUACUUGUCAUUGGUGACGUACAUGGCUGUUUUGAUGAGCUUCAAUUGCUGCUUCAAGAGUGCAAUUUUUCUCCUCCCAGUGACCGCCUCGUGUUUGUAGGAGAUCUGGUCAACAAAGGCCCUAAAUCACUGGAUGUUGUGCGCUUUGUACGUGAUUCUAACUCACUCUGUGUCCGUGGUAAUCACGAAGAUGCAGCUCUAAGUGCAUACUUUAAGUGGGUCCACGCUGGACGCGUUCCUGGCACAGCCAAGUAUUCAUACGUGGAGCUCUUUCAAGCCGACGACGUCAAGUUUCUCCAGCAGCUGCCGUUUUCAUUGUCAUUGCCAAAUCAUGGUGAUGCCAUUGUAGUGCAUGCUGGAGUGGUACCAGACAUUGAACUGAAGGAUCAGCGACCUUUUGAUUUGUACAAGAUGCGCUUCGUGCAACGUGAGAAAGCGGAGGAUGAGAAUUCAAAGUGGAAGGCAUUGGAAAAGAAAAAAUUCAUGAGUGAAGAGGGUGGCAGACCAACGAUGUGGGCCAAGGUGUGGAAAGGGCCCAGGCACGUAUACUUUGGACAUGCAGCGGCUGUUGGACUGCAACAAGAGAGCUUUGCUACGGGUUUAGACACAGGCUGCUGCUAUGGACGGAAGCUUACGGCAUGCAUUAUUCCGUCAAACAAGUUGGUACAUGUGGACGCAAAGAAACCAUACGAAGUGCCGAGUGAUGACAAAAACUGA
Molecule: messenger RNA, 801 nt
Organism: Peronospora belbahrii
Lineage: Eukaryota; Oomycota; Peronosporomycetes; Peronosporales; Peronosporaceae
Source: the annotation of a GenBank genome assembly